GACGUCUUACUUUAAAGUAAACAGUUUUUAUCUGAAGGUCUGUUUUAUUUUUACCCCAGUUUUACUCAUCAUCAGACCAUCAUCAUCAUCAUCAUCAUCAUCAUCAUCACAUCAUCAUCAUCUGUUAGUCAAACAGGAGUGAACUGCUCAGAGGGAAUUUCCAAAACCACUCAUAUUCUCAUUACACCUCCUCUUACACCCCUACCCCCACCCCCAGCUCCACCUCCACUUACACCACUUACACCUCUGCCAGUUCGAUGGCAGACGUGCAACACAAACCAACUGAGUGGCACAUCAACAUCUCAGGGUUUGAUGAUGAUGAUGAUGAUGAUGAUGAUGCUACAGAUAAAGGCAUCUCGCAGCCUGAAGUCACGUGUCUCUGCUGCUAUGACGUGUUGCUUGAUCCCACCACGCUGAGCUGCGGUCACAGUUUCUGUCGUCACUGUCUCGCCAUGUGGACGCAGUCCUGCAGGAAGGCCAUGUGUCCGACCUGCCGCAGGAUCUGGCACAGCUUCCCCAAAGUCAACAUCUCAUUCAGGGAUUUGGUGGAGAAACAUUUUCCGGCCGACGUGGCGAGAAGACGACAGAGCAUCAUGGCUGACCCGCGGGUCCUUCAGUCUUUGCAGGUGUUGGAUCGAGCUGAGCGUGUGAUUCGCUGUCGAGCAGCUCCUCCCCCUGUGCGCUGGAACCCCUGGCUGGGUCCCGGAGGAUUCUUUUCAGGAAUUAUUAUUACUCUCACCUUUACUGCUGUGGUGUUUCCUGUAUAUCAUUGGAGUGCAGGAGAUCUGAAGGUGGAACGUCUGGUGAAGAAGCCGCUCAGUACGUGGACAGCUGAUGAGGUGGCUAUAUGGAUGGAGAACAUGGGAACAUGGACAUCUCCUUACAAAGACAUGUUCCUUAGAGAGCAGGUUAAUGGCAGGUUGUUGAAUGCUCUAGGAGAACAGGAUUUAUUAAAGCCUCCAUAUGGAAUAGAGAAUGAGCUCCACAGACGUGCGUUACUGAAAGAAGUUUUUCGAGUUCAGGAGCUCGGCUUCAAAUGGCCUCAAAAUCUCUGGGAGUACAAGGCAGUAAAUGGAGGAAAGUCUUUAUUUCUCCUUUACAUCAUGACCGACUCUCCGCGUUUCGCCAUCCUCUACAUGUACAUCUUCGAUUAUUAUGAUUUGUUUCUGCCCUUCAUUCACAUCAGCUGUCCAUCAGCACAGAAGAAAAGUUCAGAAGAUGAUGUUCCCUUCAGGAACCUGGACAGCCCUGAUAGUAGACAGUGGUUGUCGUUUGCGGUGCAGUUUUUCCUCCUGCCCUAUCAGCUGUGUUAUGAUUUUGUGUGGAAUUGGCAGGACAUUCAUUACUGGACAACACUCUUAGUCAUGUGGAAUUGUUUUCUGCUCACACUACAUGAAGGCCAAAUACUGUGGAGUCUCCGAAGCCACAUUAAUCUCCGGACAAUCCUGAGCAUAUUCACCUGCCAUGUGGGACUCACUGGAGCGAUCUGUUUCACCGGACUGCUUUUCUGGAACAUUCUACAUCAGUUUAUUUGGGAUUGUUUCUUUUAUUGGGCUCUUUAUUUCAUCCCCAUUGGCAGUACAAUCACAGUUCUGUUUCCCUUUAUGCGACAACUAUGUCCACGUUUAUAUAAUCAACAAUAACACACACACACACACUCACACACACUCACACACACACAUAUAUACACACACACUCACACACACAUAUACACACACACGCACACACACAUACACACAGACACACACACUCACACAUACACACACAGACACACACACACACACACACACACACACACACACACACACAGUGUUACAUUAACCUCAGAGAUUUAUAUUUAACAAAUGAUUAAAUUAUGGAACUAUUUGCACAUUUAAUGCUUUAAGAGAUCAAGAGUUUGAUAUAAUGAUUGUAUUAUAGAUGAUUUUCAAAUGACUUAAUAUAUAUUUUCUUAAAAGGGAUUCUUUUUUACUUUUAGGC
Messenger RNA from Tachysurus vachellii, 1980 nucleotides. RefSeq names its product bifunctional apoptosis regulator-like. The record is from RefSeq and is a predicted model, not a curated record. Gene Ontology annotation, cellular component: nucleus. Lineage: Eukaryota; Metazoa; Chordata; Actinopteri; Siluriformes; Bagridae. Gene Ontology annotation, molecular function: metal ion binding; protein binding; ubiquitin protein ligase activity. The transcript is spliced from 9 exons. Bases 258 to 1643 code for a protein of 461 amino acids. Gene Ontology annotation, biological process: proteasome-mediated ubiquitin-dependent protein catabolic process.